CAUUUCGACCAUUUGCAGGUCCAUUAUUCGUCUAGGGUUUACAUACAAAAAGCUAAAAAUCAUUGCCAUGCAACGUUCUGAAGCUACAAGAGCGGAAUAUUGCAGAUUUAUGUCAAGUUUAUCAAGAGACAUGCUUCUCUUCCUGGAUGAGUCUGCAAAGGACACAAGAAAAUUACAGAGAACAAUGGGUCAUUUCUUCCCUGGCUAUGCUCCUGUCUUAGAAGGGCAUUUUGUUAGGAAAGAUCGCUACAGUGUUUUGGCAGCUAUGGAUGUUGAUGGUAUAGUUGCAACCCAUACAGUGCAAAAUGCUUUCAGCACACAAGAUUUCAAUUUUGCCAUAGAGUUUAUGAUUGCACCUUUCAUUGGAAACUUUUCUCUUCGAGAAAAAAGAUCAGUGGUGAUCCUGGAUAACUGCCGUAUUCAUGACUCGGAUUAUUUUAUAAACAUAAUCAGGGAAAGAGGAGGAAUAGUGGUGUUUCUUCCGUAA
Actinia tenebrosa (Australian red waratah sea anemone) is the source of this 487-nucleotide messenger RNA. RefSeq lists its product as uncharacterized. The record is from RefSeq and is a predicted model, not a curated record. NCBI's taxonomy places the organism in Eukaryota, Metazoa, Cnidaria, Anthozoa, Actiniaria, Actiniidae.